This is a messenger RNA of Panicum virgatum (switchgrass), 1769 nucleotides long. RefSeq lists its product as uncharacterized. Bases 16 to 1509 code for a protein of 497 amino acids. NCBI's taxonomy places the organism in Eukaryota, Viridiplantae, Streptophyta, Magnoliopsida, Poales, Poaceae. The record is from RefSeq and is a predicted model, not a curated record. The transcript has 4 exons.
CUACCUCCCUAUAUAAUGGCAGCACCGGUCCCCUCCUCUCCAUCCUCCUCAUCACCACAGAUACCAGGGAUUGGGUCAGGGCUCCAGUCAGCAACGACCUCACCCCCGCCGCAACAACAUCCACCAAAUCGACGUCUCCGUCAGGUUAAGAUGGCCUCAGAAAAGGUCAGAGUGAAUGCUGCCAUGAACCCCCCUAUACUUCUCGUUGACUACAGUCACAGAGCAAGGUUAAAUGGGACGGCAGUGGUGCGUGUCCAAGCACCCUCGUCUAUGAAGAGCAAUGGGUCCAUUGACAUAGUUACAUUGCUUGAUGUUAGCCACAGCAUUAGCUGGAUGGCAUCAUCGUCAGAAGAGACGCCAUCAAAGAUGGAUUUGCUGAAAAAUGCCCUGAAGUUUAUAAUAAGUCAGCUUGAUGACAAUGACCGCCUUGCCAUCGUAGCAUUCAACGAUCAGGUCAUCAAAGAGCAUACUACUGGCAUUUUAGAAAUUUCAGGCGGUGGUCGGAUGGCUAUUGAGAAAAAAGUGGAUGGGCUCGUGACUCAGGGCGACACUGCCUUUAAACCAAGCUUGGAGCAUGCUGUGAAGCUCCUGGAUGACCGUGCUGACAAGACGCGUGCAGCCUGCAUCGUCCUCAUUUCGGAUGGUGUAGACAAGAGCCAAUUCAUGUGGAGCCAUGAGAGUCUUGCCCCCACUGACCCCAUCCGAGGCCUCCUCCGAAAGUACCCAGUCCACACCUUGGGCUUGUUCAAGGCUGACCCAAAGGCGCUGCACUACAUCGCCAAAGAAUCCUAUGGAACCUAUUCCUCAAUCACAGACAACAAAGACCUCGACAAGAACAUCAUGGAGGCGCUGGCUGUCUGCCUAGCCGGGUUCAAGACCAUCGUCGCCUUUGACACCUGCGUCGACAUCACGUCAAGCAGCUUGGAGAUAACAAGGGUCGACUCCGGGGGCUACACACGCCGGGCUGCUCCUGGAUCAGGCAUCUCAAUUGGCAUGCUGUGUGCUGGGGAGGUGAAGGACUUGGUCGUUUACUUCAGUUACACUGCUGGGUAUUGGGAGCGUGGCUUGGGUGUUGGAUGCAUUUACUCAUGGCUGUCGAGCCAUGAGAUGCAGCGCGCAACGGCUACAGGCUUACCGGCGGAGGCCAUGUUCCGCACGCCAGUGAUGGAGAUGAUGGUGCAGAAGGUCCGCAGGAAGUUGCUGCUCAAGGAAGCAUAUGAACAAGGAGCGGAAGACCGAGCUGUCUACGAGCGCGCCAUUGGGCUCUUGGACGGUAUCAACAAGCGAUUCCAACUGUGGUGCAAGCUGGACACCGAGGUGCCACCAGCUUUCCAGCUGGCCCAUCAGCAUCAAGACGACGAGUCCCGCAAUCUCACUGACGUCCUGCAUGGGGGGAUAAGCCGCGCAAGGCAGCAUGACAUUUACCUGGCCGCCAUUCAUGCGAUCAAGCAGUGGCAGAGCUCCUCCACCCCCGGAGAGAAGACGCAUGGCCACGGGCCGGACCAGUAGGCGCAUGCAUGCAUGCAUGACGCACUGCCAAAAGCAGAGGAAUCUUGUGAGUGGCCACAGUACAAAUAAAAAUGAGCCAGGCCAUAUAUAGUAGUGCCUCCGGCUCCCUCCCGAGAAUAAUAUGCAUGCGGGCAGCACCCGCCCAUUAGUACUUACUAAUUGUUCUUGUUAUUAGUCCCCAUAUAUCAGUUCCCAAUUAAGUUGUACUAUCGUCCUUUAAUAAAGAUGUCAUCAGCAGAAAGCUGAAGCUAAUGAACGGA